Messenger RNA from Thrips palmi, 540 nucleotides. RefSeq lists its product as uncharacterized. The transcript is spliced from 2 exons. Lineage: Eukaryota; Metazoa; Arthropoda; Insecta; Thysanoptera; Thripidae. The record is from RefSeq and is a predicted model, not a curated record. Bases 31 to 471 code for a protein of 146 amino acids.
CCCAGUGCAGUACAGUGUAGUGGCAGGGACAUGAGGGGCUACCCCCGCAAGACGUGCAAGAAGGCGCAGGCCGCCAGCAUGUCACUGCUGUGCCACGGCCAAGGUCACGGCCACGGCCGGCACGGCGAGGAGGGGCUGUCCGCGCUUUGCGAGGGCGUGGGCGGCGAGACCUGCUACCCCGUCCUGCACAAGCUGCGGCGCCCCGGCCGGGGAUUCUGCGGGGACCCCCAGCAGAUCGGCGACGCCGAUGAGAUCACCAUCGCGUCCUCCAGCGCCCGGCGCGCCCUGCAGGCGUCGCUCAUCUUCGGGGUCCCGAGGCGGUCGCCGCCGCCCAGUGUGCCGCCCAGCGUGUUCGGCAAGCACAGCCAGCACGGCGCGGCCAGCGCCAACAGGCUCCUGGGUGCGUGGUCCCCGCGGUCCACGGCGGGGGUCAAGGUCACGGCCUUGGUCAAGGUCAAGGUCACUCGGUGACGUCCGCGUCUGUACAGAGAGCGAGCUGAACCUGGCGACGCGGCGCCCGCCCGACCUGGAGGGGGACGC